Messenger RNA from Prunus armeniaca (apricot), 1020 nucleotides. The record is from the annotation of a GenBank genome assembly. NCBI's taxonomy places the organism in Eukaryota, Viridiplantae, Streptophyta, Magnoliopsida, Rosales, Rosaceae.
AUGGCAGCAAACAUGAGAAAUCGGAGAGCAAGAACUACGGUGGACCGACUCCCUGCGGUUGACAACCUCGACCUCCAAAUAGAAGACAUAGCUGCUAGAUUUAAGGAAUUCUCAGAAUCAGUCAAGGCGGCGCUCUCAAUUGAACAAGUAGGUGAAUUCUUGGAAGCUAAUGGCCAAGCUUUGUCUGGCUCUGAUGAUGCUCUUCUCCGAAGAUGCCAAGACUUGCUGUUUUAUGGGCCAUUGGAGAAAUGCCCAGUUUGCCACGGCAAUAAUUUGGAGUUCACUGGAUCUUAUUGUGCGUGUGCCACUUGCAUUUAUCGCUCUAAGUAUCCACCAAGGAAACGAGGGCCCAUCAAGUACCCUAUUAGCAUCGUCAAGCAAAUCAACCCUCGUUUCAACCCGGAUUGGGACCCUCCUUAUGUGGAAGGUCAAGGGUUCUUCGCCCGUUUUUGGUCAGAUGUUUUACGACCACACAAUCCAAGGGAGGCGGCCAGAGUGGAAAUAACACUAAAUAUAUUUCAGGAUGGCAUGAGGGAGAUCAAUGGCAGGAGGAUGAACAAUAUAACUUUUUGGAUCUAUGUAUACGUAGGGGUCACUCCUCGCCUGGAUGAGCUUCUAUUAUUUAGGUCACAGCUAGAGUCCAAAUUGACAGAAGAGGGGGAGAAUUCUUCCAAGAAGAAUGUUCGUGACAAGAGAAAGCAAGUUUCAGAGAUACCUGAUGAACAUUAUCCAGCAAAGAGGCAGAAAGAUGCAGCUCAAAAGCCAAAUAAAGCACAUGGGAAGGAUUCUGAUGUUCUGAACCCAGGUGAACAAACAGUGGAAAAGAUCAAACCAAAGGGUCACAAACCAGAUAUACAAAAUGAGCAACGGAUGAAAGAGCGUGUUCCAGAGGAAACAAAAGUAUAUGCUGACCAGUGCACUGCAUUUGUAUCAAAUAUUAACCUUAAGGCAAGUAUACGCCCCCAUGAUGUUGGGGGAAUGGUUGCUAUUAGAUUACUGCAUGACAAGUUCAAUGGAUAG